This is a messenger RNA of Myripristis murdjan (pinecone soldierfish), 4374 nucleotides long. RefSeq names its product LYL1 basic helix-loop-helix family member (gene lyl1). The transcript is spliced from 5 exons. The record is from RefSeq and is a predicted model, not a curated record. NCBI's taxonomy places the organism in Eukaryota, Metazoa, Chordata, Actinopteri, Holocentriformes, Holocentridae. The coding region runs from base 1195 to 2625 and encodes 476 amino acids. Gene Ontology annotation, biological process: regulation of transcription by RNA polymerase II. Gene Ontology annotation, molecular function: DNA-binding transcription factor activity, RNA polymerase II-specific; protein dimerization activity; RNA polymerase II cis-regulatory region sequence-specific DNA binding.
GAGAGAGAGGAGGAAACAGUGGGAGAGAGAGAGCUUCAUGUGUGUAUGAGGGGUGUUUGAGUAGUGACAGACAGUUUAGCUCCAGCUUUGACCUCAGAGAGUGACAGCGGCUGACAGGCUCGACUCCUCUGCCAGCCUGCAGCGGAGCGUGAGGAGUGUGAGGAACCUGAGGUGGAGGAGGAGGACGACGACAUUAAAACACUGAGGAGGAAGAGCCGAGGAGACGACACGUGUGUUCACAGUUGACUUCAACUCUUGUGGAUUUUGCCUGAGAGACAAAUGGGCCAUGCGGAGUGCCACAAUGUAUUUACUCUUUGAUAUCAAUCCAAUCUUUACCGCUCUGGGACAUUCUGAAUGCUUAAAAGGAUUUUGACUCACAUCCUCAAAACGCAUACAGACAGAUAGACAGACAGACUCAUCGAGAACGGCCACGGGAGACCCAUUCAAAAAGCCAGCAGCCUCUCACUGCUCCAGGAUGUGCUGUAAGAAAAAGACAGCCGUCCGCGUCAAACGAGACGACAACAGCCAGCCCAGCCUCGCACUGAACCCAGAGACGAUGACACUGAACUAGCCCUCCAUUUCUACCAGGACUGUAUCACGCAGAGGUGAGGUUUCACUGGCACCUGCAAUCUUGUAGUUGGGGAAUGAAUGCAAGCUCACAUUCACUCACAUAACAGAUACAGUUGCAAAUGCAGCAGACCCCAGAAUGACGGGUAAUAAGGGCGGACCAGACUGAGCCAGAGGGCAGCUCCAGUCCAAGCCAAGGCACACAGUCUCUGGACUAAUGGAAAAAAAGCGCAAGAACCCACAUACUGAGGACCCUGGAACUGAUAAGAAGCGCUGAUGGAUACUGGGUUGGCCAGAGGAAAACCCACAUGCAAUUUUAAGUGAGAUAGCACAGCAAAAUAUUGCAUAAUUUGCAGGACACUGGAAUUAAAAAAGAGGAAAUAGAAGAUUAUCAGGCCUUCUCAUGGAAAAUGCACAUACAUUAGGUUAGAAGAGGUCUGCAGGACAAGCUGCAAGUGGUACACAUUACUUGCUCUUUUACAUGUGUAUAAAUACAGGAUUCACACACACACACUCACACACACUCUGCAGGGAAUAACCACUCUAGUAGUACACACACUGGGGAAGAGCAAGCAGGGAGAACAGAGCUUUGGCACUGACAGGGUCUCCCCCACAGGCUUCACCACCAUGAUGGAGAAGCUGAAUCCCAGCAACCAACCUGCCUCACCCCCCGACCUCUCUCGCCCCUCCUCCUCCUCAGCCUCCUCCCCCGCCUCCUCUGCCUCCAUGGAGCAGCACAGUCCCCUCCAGAACCAGCCCUUAGCCUCUCCAGACAAUAUCAGCAGCCCGCUUCCUGCUAACAAGGCAGGGCGCAACAGAGACACGGACGUCCCUGCAGCCGGUUCACUCCAUCCCCUCAUUCCCACGACGACAGCAUUAACCAAUCACUGUGCGGAUACAGCAGCUGCACCUGAUUCCAUCGUCAUAGUGACGGAGGAGGAUAAGCGAGGAGGGCCAGCCGCUGCCGCCACCACUGAUGGGUCUCCAACACUUUCGUCUCCACCUCCCCUCCUCCCGGCACCAGCCAUGGACUCCAAGGCCUCCCCGUGCCCCCUCCCCCCUCCAGCAUCCACCUCCUCGUUCCCUACAUCCUCAUCAUCCUCAUUAUCUGCUGCUCCCCUUCCUCCCCACAUUCCAGUCAUCAGCCUGGGCCACAGCAAGCCCCCUCUCCCCCUCCCCAACACCCCUUUGACUGCCCUGCACCCAAUUCCCAACCUCCUCCAGGGGCCCCACGGGGACCUCCGCCUCACCCAGCUUACCUGUCUGUCAGCAGCUGGCUCUGGUGGUCCUGGAGGUUCUGGCCCUCCUGGAGAUCCUGGAAGUCUUAGAGGUUCUGGAGGUCCUGGUGGUUCCUCAGCUCCCUCCCCAGGACCCCUGUUGCCUCAGCAGUACCUGCCUGCACACCCCUUCUUUACUAGUUCUUACCUGGGUCCUUCAGGUAACUACGGCCUUUUCGCCAACAGCCGGAUCAAGAGGAGACCCUCCUCACACUUUGAGAUGGAGCUUAAUGAUUGCCCUCCUCAGAAGCUAGCCCGGCGUGUCUUCACCAACAGCCGCGAGCGCUGGCGACAGCAGAAUGUGAACGGGGCUUUCUCAGAGCUGAGGAAACUCAUUCCCACACACCCUCCUGACAAGAAGCUCAGCAAGAAUGAGAUCCUGCGUCUGGCCAUGAAGUACAUUAACUUCCUGGUCACUCUGCUCAAUGACCAGGCCCAGGACAAGACCCGAAACUCGCCUGAGGAUGAUGCUGAUGGGGAGGGCACCAGGGGUGGGCUGGAUGGCAAAAAACUGAAUCCCCUUUUCCAGUGUGACACUCCUCCUCCAUCCCACUGUCCCCCACCAGCUUCAGCCCGUCCUGCCUUGGCGACUGCCCUCAGAGAAAGAGACUCAAGUGAUUCGGUCAUCGCCCUGGCUAAUUCCCCUGCAACAUCUAGUUGCUAUGGUGACACGGAUAGCGAGGAGAGCUUUGGGGCUAAGACUUCACUGGUGACCCAUGGCAUUCUGGGAAAGGUCAAGGGUCAGAUAAGGAUGGUGGCAGCCACAAAUGAUGAGCUAUGACACCACAGGAUGCCAUACAAAGAGGUGUGCAACCAUUUGGAGCUUAAAUGUCACACUGACAGACAGGAAAGGAUACAUAGUUACUGUGAAAGCCCACAGUGUUUGAGACAACGGAGGCGAUGAGCCGCUUUCUUCUGCGACUCAGUUGCUGCAAGCUCAGCUCCCAAGGACUGUGAAUAAGUAAGACAUGGAUUUUUUUAGUGACAUGAUGUUUGGAAAACUAUCUGUCUCCCUGUCCUUUUCAUGUGCAAACUUGAGUGUGAGGCUUUGUGUUCUGGGAAAAUAUUGAAAUGUACUCUCUGGGCAUGUUAAAGGAUGUGAAACAUUACAGAACAAAUAGAAACUUUUAUGUUUUAUAUCAAAAUUAAGCCCUCGUGUUCAUCUGUUAGACAAUGCACCUCUGCAAAAAUGUGAAUCAGAAAACAUUAAUAAAACAUGCGUAACAGAUUCUUAGAAAUAUAACCAUCUCAGGCUGCAUUUACACAGGCACAAAAUAUUUUAUUUUUAAUGCUUGAUGACACACAUCUCACCUCUUCUCUCUUCUUUGUAAACAGGAACAAAAAAACUUCCUCUUCAAUUCUUAAUUAUAAAAAUCUUAGAUCUUUACACAAAGGGUUAAAAAUCUGAUAUUCUGCUCUUAUGUACAUGCAGCCUUUGAAGUUUACAUGUAAAUAAUUGGCAUCUUGCCAGAAUAGAACCACUGUCACGGUGCCUCAGAGUGACACAUAACACUCUAUUGUGCCUGCAAAAAAAUGUGACAUCAGAAACAUCAAUGGCAGACAUGCAUUCACUGAACCAGGUUGCAGUAUUUGGUGUUCCUGUUGUUCCUAGCUGUCAAACAAGCAUGGGUGAAGGACCCACCCUGGCUUUAGCGGACAUUGUGACACACUUGUACCAGACAGAAAUAAAGCGUGUUUUAGUUUGCUGUUCCUUAUUUGACAUCCUCUUAUUGCACUCCAAAGACUGCCUUUUCGUCAGCACGAUUGCUCAACACUUCCAAAUGCUUUGUUUUUCUUUUUUUCAGUUUAGGGAACACUCAUGUCCAAGUGUUAAGUAAGUAUGAAGCUCAGUGUGAAAUGUCUACAGAAACCAUCAGCUGUUAACUGCAAAACUAGAAUGACAUUGGAUUAUGACUGUUAAACAGCCUAGCAAGGUUCCUAGAUGUAGAUACAAAUGUGCAUCUGAUUUUAGUUUUUAAUAUUCGACAAGUAUUAUAAUCACAGACUGCAAAAGGUUAAAGUUCUCAUAAAAUCACACAAAAAUGGACUUGUUUGCUGCUGAAUCUGUGACCAGAGAGUACCAGCUUAAAAAUUUAUGUGCAUACUUUAACCAACAAUAGGUCGAAGUUGUAAUUUAGUGCUACACUCAAUCUGUCACCGGGCAUUACAUUUACUGGAGGAUAUAGACUGAAUAGCCAAAGCCUAACUACAUCCCUCCAUGUUGUUUGCUUGGACUGUUCACCAGCAUGACAGAUUGAUAACGCCACUUAAAAACCAGUUUUAAAAAAGUUUAGUGUACGUGACCUGACAUUUCCAAACUGGAAAUAGCUGCUCUGUGAUAUUACUGUGAGAAUCCUGGACAUGGAAAAAAAAAAAAUCCUGGUACCCUUGUUGCUAUUCAGUGAGGUUUGAUUGAAAAACUGUGGAAGAAUGGAUCCAGUUGAGGUGGACUGUGUUGCGUGUGUUGCAAUAUGUGUGUUCAUGCCUAAGAGUACAUGCGUGUGGAUGUGGUGAGGAAUUAGCGAGGAGU